AUGACAAGUCAAGAUAGUAAGCUAAAAAACCCAGUGACAAGUCAAGACAAUAAACUAGAGAACCUAAUGAUGAGUCAAGAUACAUUAAGUGAUGAACAAAAAACAAGUAUUGACAUUGCUUUUAUCAAACUUUUUGUUUGUGAUAAACUUUCUUGGCAUCUUGUAGAAUAUCCUUUUUUUGUUAAAUUUGUUCAACAAUUACGACCAGCUUAUUGUCUACUUAUCUGUAAAACAUUGGAUAAAACAUUGCAAAAUAAUGAAGUUUUACAAUUUUUUCAAGAUGUUUAUGAUCUAAUAAAUAUUAUUAAGCCUGUUAAAGAUGCUAUUACUUUUUUAGAAAAACAAGAUACGAAUUUUGCUGAUUGCUUUUUGGGACUUGCUCAGUUAGAAGCUGCAAUUAAACUGAUAUCAGGAACAGAAUAUAAAAUGUUUCGUUAUUAUUGUAUAAAAGUUUUUAAUUUCCGUUUUAAAGAAUUUGACUUUGAUGAGCACUUGCUUGCAUAUUAUCUACAUCUAGGAUAUUGA
Messenger RNA from Racocetra fulgida, 525 nucleotides. NCBI's taxonomy places the organism in Eukaryota, Fungi, Glomeromycota, Glomeromycetes, Diversisporales, Gigasporaceae. The record is from the annotation of a GenBank genome assembly.